CUGGGCAUGAUAAGCUGUGGGACGAUAUCACCUGUCCUGCAGGCAGACUAUGGAUGGCCUAGUGACCGUUCGCAGUGACACCAGAGGGAUGCAUUACCCGUACUUGCAGCGAUAAUGCACCAUAGUGCAUUCCAGUCAAUCAAUGCAGAAACGGAUAUUCAUAUCUUAGAUGAUGAUGGUUUAAAUUGGCGGUCGCUCACCAAGUCAAAUUUUAUCUUGAGCUAUUGGAUAGUUGCCUUCUCUGCUGUUGCGAUAUAUGACUGGGCCCUUACAUUUGGGCAAGAGGUUGAACUGGUCUGGAAGCAACGCUGGUCCCUUAUGACUAUUCUAUAUCUCAUUGUGCGCUAUAUUGAAAUACCAUAUAUCGUCAUAAACCUGCUGCAAAAUAUUCCAUCAAUCUCGGUGACAAAUACAGGGUGAGUAAGAUUCUUGACCGGAGUAUUGAUUGAAUGCAAUAAUUCCAAUAGCUGCAAAAUUUUCUUCCUCACACAGUUUCUGAUGAUUAUGGUCACA
Molecule: messenger RNA, 513 nt
Organism: Suillus plorans
Lineage: Eukaryota; Fungi; Basidiomycota; Agaricomycetes; Boletales; Suillaceae
Exons: 13
Coding region: 115-420 (101 amino acids)
Source: RefSeq, a predicted model, not a curated record